UUAUAAGAAAUUUACAAUACAACAACAUGCCCAGAGUAUAUAUUUCUGAUCCCAGAGGGAAACAGUAUAGAAAAAGAAAUGAAGGUGAUUUAAAUGCUGCUGCUACUGAAGUUAAAAAUGGAAUUUCUCUAAGGAAAGCUGCUGAAAACCAUAGUGUACAUUACUCAACACUCCAAAGAUGGGUUAAAGCUAACGGAAAAAGGAGAACAAUUGGAGGUCAAACAGUUUUAGAUGCAGACAUGGAAAAUAUGAUUGUUGAAAGAUUAGUGAAAUGUGCUGAAUGGGGCUAUCCCAUGGACACUAUGGACCUACGAAUGAUAGUAAAACAUAUUUGUGAUAAAAAAGGUAUAGUUAUAAAACGGUUUAAAGACAAUAUGCCUGGUCAUGAGUUUGCACUGUCAUUUUUAAAAAGACAUGCAAAGAGCAUUACUCCCAGGAUUUAUCAAAACAUAAAAAGGGCAAGGGCUGCUGUUUCGCCAGAACAAAUUGAUAAUUAUUUUAAUAAUUUAGAAGUAUCAAUUGAAGGUGUACCAUCAUCAAAUAUUAUUAAUUAUGAUGAAACUAAUUUAUCUGAUGAUCCUGGCAGAUCAAAGGUAAUUGCUAAAAAGGGAAUGAAAUACCCGGAGAUACACUUUUAUAUAAAUGUAUGA
Messenger RNA from Metopolophium dirhodum (rose-grain aphid), 650 nucleotides. RefSeq lists its product as uncharacterized. The record is from RefSeq and is a predicted model, not a curated record. The transcript is spliced from 2 exons. NCBI's taxonomy places the organism in Eukaryota, Metazoa, Arthropoda, Insecta, Hemiptera, Aphididae. Gene Ontology annotation, molecular function: DNA binding. The coding region runs from base 27 to 650 and encodes 207 amino acids.